AAUAAGCUUUGCCUUGGCUAUGAUGAGUAAGUGCGGUGGAAAUGGGUAGGAUCUGAACACGAGCCUUGUCGUACUUGGCAAGUGUGAUGAGAGAUACCCGCGAAAAUAGACCUGCUGAUUCAUCCCUUGGUGAGAACGGGGCGAGGAGCCGGCAUUGUGAACGGAGGGGCGAUAGCGCGUCGUGUGCAGGAGGUCACGCUAGGAUAUAUGGGUACAGAUGCCCUCGCACAAGCUUCACGCUUUUCGACCCUCGUCACUCGAUCAUCUCUACUGGGAUUCUUUCUUUUCUGUGGGAUCUUCGGCGAUGAUACUCAUAUCCGCACUCGCGGCGGCGCUCCUGCCAUGCCUUCCUCUCCUGGCCAACGCUCAGGCUAGAAACACACUCAAUGUCCAGACAUACACACCCGAGCAGACGACCGUCAAGGACACCAUCUGCGAGCUAUUCCAAGGCAGCACAAGGGGCGGGGUGUGGCCCGAGACAAUCCAUAGCCCUAUCGACACCUGGAACCUGUUCGAAGUCACGCCCAAGCUCGUGGAAUACCUGGAGGCGAAUGGCAAGGAUGACUUCGCUACCAACUUCAUCGCUUCCGCUACCGCAGGACGCGUCCAAAGAACCUCGCCUAUCGUAUGCAAUACCAUAACCGACUCGUGCGACGUGCCCUUCGACUGCGAUGGCUAUGAUUCUUUUGAAUCAGCGCUUGUUGUUUGGUCCAUCUACGCGCUGCGCAAGUCGACCGACCGACAGGACGCCGCAUACGUCGAGGCCCACGCGAAAUUCGCCGAGAACGACAACGAUCUCGCCAAGGUCGUAUUCCGGGACACGCAAUUCGGCGACGACGUCAAGGACAUCCAAAGAAGACUCUUCAUCGGCGCUAUCACCAACAUGUUCUCCUUCAUCGGCGGCGUCGUCGGCGGCUCCGUCAUCAAGGGACUCUUCGCACUCAUCAGAGAAACAGCUAAGUUCCUCGUCAAAGAGGCAUUCAGCGACUUCGACAUCGGCAACGACCCCGUCAACGACGGCACCGCCUUCGUGAACUCCCUCCAAGCCUCCUACACCGAGAUACGGGACCUGCUCAAGAUCAUCGUGGAGAACUAUAUGCGCAACGGCGACGUGGACUUCGCGCUUAUUUCGACGCCGCAGCAGACGGUGGAAUUCUUGCAGAGCGGCGCGAUGUUGCCGUUGAUGUCUGAGAGCGCGCUGGCUGCGUUCAAGGAUAAAACGAGGGACGAUCUGAUUAAGCAGACGGCUCUCCCUUUCAUCGCGAGUAUCUACCAAGAGCAAGGCCUGCGGAUCCGUAUCUCGAACGCCGUAAGCCCAGCGCCCGCGCCUUCGCCUUCUCUAGAAAAUUCUGACAAGCUCGUCCCAGCCACCUGAACGAUGCAAUCCCCCUGAAGUCCCCGCCGGUCUCGAUGGCUUCAUCCUCCGCACACCCUUCUUCCACGGCGAUGUCCCAGGCGUAGUAAGUCCAGCCAUUUACCGACGCCGAGCGCAAUAGAACGCUGAGCUAUGAAUACAGGGCGUCAAGUGCCUCAAGUCCAGCCACCAGCUCGGACAGACCCAGAGCGGUGCUUUGGGCAGAUUCGGCAUGAGGCUCACUGACAUCUUAAUGAACGCUGUAAGUGUUCAUUAGCUUCUUCGUGUGCCGACCGGGCAUAUUACUGGAUUGGCGAACUAACUCCCUGCCAGGCCGUGUGCGCUGCGAAUGGCGGCGCAGGCGUGUUUCCGCCGACGGAAUCGGAGCAGAGUGACGCUGGCUUUCCGCGGUGUAGUUUCCCGUGGAGUAUUGAGGAUGGAUCGGAGAUAUGAGAUGGUUGGAAGGGCCGGGGA
Messenger RNA from Trematosphaeria pertusa, 1828 nucleotides. RefSeq lists its product as uncharacterized. NCBI's taxonomy places the organism in Eukaryota, Fungi, Ascomycota, Dothideomycetes, Pleosporales, Trematosphaeriaceae. Bases 218 to 1375 code for a protein of 385 amino acids. The transcript is spliced from 5 exons. The record is from RefSeq and is a predicted model, not a curated record.